GUAAACAUAACCUAAAAACUUUCAGUUUGGAGGUUAGAACCGGUGAAUUUAGCAUUUUUCAAUAAAAUUAUCAUAUUACUGUAGCUAACUACUAUUGAAUUUGCUAAAAACUAAUUAUUUCCCUCUUCAAUUAUUUAGCUUUCUAAUUGUUUCGUAAUAAUAUUAUUUUGUUCGAUUUCUUUAAAUACAGUUGAAAAUGAGCUGCCGCAAUGUUGAAAUCAAGGCAAAAGUGAAAGAUUUACCAAGUUUUUUACUGAAAUGUGAAGAAGUUAGUCAAUCAGUCGGUGAAGUUAUAAAGCAAGAGGAUUUCUUCUUCAAUGCAAAAGAAGGUCGCUUGAAAUUGAGAAAAUUUGAAGGAGGCGCAGCUGAGCUAAUCUUCUACAAUCGGCCGAAUAUGGAAGGCCCCAAGCUGAGUGAAUACGAGAAGUGCAGUGUAUCAGAUGGCAGCAAACUGCAGGCGGUACUCAGUCGAGCGCUGGGAGUCAGCGGAGAAGUCAGGAAGUACAGACACUUGUUCCUAGUCGGCCAAACACGCAUCCACGUCGAUCAAGUGGAGAAUCUGGGCUCAUUCAUGGAGUUGGAGGUGGUGCUCUCGAAAAAUCAGACUCCCGAGGAUGGCGAAAGAAUAGCUGACAAUUUGAUGAAUGAACUCGGCAUCUGUAAAGAUGAUCUCGUUUCGACCGCUUAUAUUGAUUUAUUGAAGGCAAAGACAUAAAGCUCAUACUAAAAACUAAAGAUAUUAAAAACUUUCAAGUGACAACUGAAAAUAAGAACUGAACAGUGAAAAUAUUGAUUCAAUAUUAUAUUGUUACAAUUAUUUUACUAGUAGUUCUGUGAACAGUAGACCUCACGCAGUAUUCGCAUCCACAAGUACCUGAUGAAAAUUAAUUUUUUACAAUCAAAAAUAUUAUAAUUUCUCCAGCAUUAUUUAAAGUUCAUUAGGUUAUUUUUAAUCACCUAUUAACUUAAGUUUUUUCGAAUUUGAAAAUAUUGAUACUAAUGGGCAUUCAUAAUAAUACCAUGACUGCAAAACAAAAUAUUGAAACCAGAGACCUUAAAGCUGCGAUUAGACCAAAGUUAUUAAAAAAAUGUUAAUAACUCAAUCCUUAUAGAUUACAUUAGAUUGAACAAAACUUAUCAUACACAUGAUGAAGAUGUGUGUUUGUCAACUACCGCUCAAUCCAAUAGAAUCUAUAAGGAUCAAGUUAUUAACAUUUUGUUAAUAACUUUUGGUGUAAACCCAGCUUAAAGAUGCAUACCUCUUUAAGGUCUUUGAUUGAAACUAUAGACUUUAUACAAAUACAGUAAUAGACUGGCUUCUCCACACAUCUGUGUAGUCACUUGUCAACUGAUUUAUGAUGAAUAAUUCUAUAGUCUGAUUUUUACUCUAAUAUUAGCGUAUGAAGGAGGCUCCUUUUUCCUUUUAUAUUAUCCUUGAGAUGCAAAAUUUCCAAAAACCUUGUAUAUACGUCGACGCGCAAUUAAAAAAGGAACAUAUCUGUCAAAUUUCAUGAAAAUCUAUUACCGCGUUUCGCCGUAAAUGCGCAACAUAUAAACAUUUACCUCACUUCGUUCGGUCAAUUAUUGUUUUCGUAAUAAAAUUAUUUUCAGUUUCAGACUGCGUAGUUCGUAAAUUUUUAGUAUGCGUAUCACAACUUCUGUAGCAGAACUGUGUCAUUUUCAAGAAUAUCAAUUUGUUAUGUAUGAUUAAUCCAAAUUAAAAUUCUUCAUUGUAUAAAUGA
This is a messenger RNA of Nilaparvata lugens (brown planthopper), 1742 nucleotides long. RefSeq lists its product as uncharacterized. The record is from RefSeq and is a predicted model, not a curated record. The coding region runs from base 197 to 715 and encodes 172 amino acids. Lineage: Eukaryota; Metazoa; Arthropoda; Insecta; Hemiptera; Delphacidae. The transcript has 3 exons.